Phacochoerus africanus (Common warthog) is the source of this 9467-nucleotide messenger RNA. It is a transcript of the gene ARHGAP35, whose product is annotated as Rho GTPase activating protein 35. The coding region runs from base 319 to 4821 and encodes 1500 amino acids. Gene Ontology annotation, molecular function: GTP binding; GTPase activity. The record is from RefSeq and is a predicted model, not a curated record. Gene Ontology annotation, biological process: signal transduction. NCBI's taxonomy places the organism in Eukaryota, Metazoa, Chordata, Mammalia, Artiodactyla, Suidae. The transcript is spliced from 7 exons.
CCCGCCGCCGGAGCUGCCGGCGCCGCCGCCUCAGCCGCCGCUGGACGAGGAGCAACAGAACAUGGCGCCGGGGCCGCCGUCGCCGCUCCCGGGAAUCCGGAGGCCGGGGCCGCGCUGAGGACGCCCAGCUGGAAGAAAUGUUGGCUAUUUGGAGAUGAGAAGUAGCAAAAGCUGACCUCGUACUGGUGUACAAACACUACGAGACCUUAACACCUUGGCUUCGGGCUGCCCCACUUAUAAUGUCAGGAAGCCAUUGGGUCCACUGGAAAACACUAAUCUGAUCUCGGAAGUGGCUGAUCGUGGCAGGAUGUGUCGACAAUGAUGAUGGCUAGAAAGCAAGAUGUCCGAAUUCCCACCUACAACAUCAGCGUGGUGGGAUUGUCUGGGACGGAGAAGGAGAAGGGCCAGUGCGGCAUUGGAAAGUCCUGUUUAUGCAACCGCUUCGUGCGCCCAAGUGCUGACGAAUUUCACUUGGACCAUACCUCUGUCCUUAGCACCAGUGACUUUGGUGGGCGAGUGGUCAAUAAUGACCACUUUCUCUAUUGGGGAGAAGUUAGCCGUUCCCUGGAGGAUUGUGUGGAAUGUAAGAUGCACAUUGUGGAGCAGACUGAAUUCAUUGAUGAUCAGACUUUUCAACCUCAUCGAAGCACGGCCUUACAGCCCUAUAUCAAGAGAGCUGCUGCAACCAAGCUCGCAUCAGCUGAAAAACUCAUGUACUUUUGCACUGACCAGCUGGGGCUGGAGCAGGACUUUGAGCAGAAACAAAUGCCAGAUGGAAAGCUGCUAAUUGAUGGUUUUCUUCUUGGUAUUGAUGUUAGCAGGGGCAUGAACAGGAACUUUGAUGACCAGCUCAAGUUUGUCUCUAAUCUCUACAAUCAGCUUGCAAAAACAAAAAAGCCCAUAGUGGUGGUCCUGACUAAGUGUGAUGAGGGUGUUGAGCGGUACAUUAGAGAUGCACAUACUUUUGCCUUAAGCAAAAAGAACCUCCAGGUUGUGGAGACCUCAGCAAGAUCCAAUGUAAAUGUGGAGUUAGCUUUCAGCACCUUAGUGCAACUCAUUGAUAAAAGUCGGGGGAAAACGAAAAUCAUUCCUUAUUUUGAAGCUCUCAAGCAGCAGAGUCAGCAGAUAGCUACAGCAAAAGACAAAUAUGAGUGGCUGGUGAGUCGCAUUGUGAAAAACCACAAUGAGAAUUGGCUGAGCGUCAGCCGAAAGAUGCAGGCCUCUCCUGAGUACCAGGACUAUGUCUAUCUGGAAGGGACUCAGAAAGCCAAGAAGCUUUUUCUCCAGCACAUCCAUCGCCUCAAGCAUGAGCAUAUUGAGCGCAGAAGGAAGUUGUACCUGGCAGCCCUGCCGUUAGCUUUUGAAGCUCUUAUACCCAAUCUAGAUGAAAUAGACCACCUAAGUUGCAUAAAAGCCAAAAAGCUCUUGGAGGCCAAGCCAGAAUUCUUGAAGUGGUUUGUUGUGCUUGAAGAGACACCAUGGGAUGCCACCAGCCACAUUGACAACAUGGAGAAUGAGCGGAUUCCCUUUGACUUAAUGGACACAGUCCCUGCAGAGCAGUUGUACGAGGCCCACUUAGAGAAGCUGCGGAAUGAGAGGAAAAGAGCCGAAAUGAGAAGGGCAUUUAAAGAAAACCUGGAGACUUCUCCUUUCAUAACUCCUGGAAAGCCUUGGGAAGAGGCCCGUAGUUUUAUUAUGAAUGAAGAUUUCUACCAGUGGCUGGAAGAAUCUGUAUACAUGGAUAUUUAUGGCAAACACCAAAAGCAAAUUAUAGACAAAGCAAAGGAAGAGUUUCAGGAGCUACUUUUGGAAUAUUCGGAAUUGUUUUAUGAGCUGGAGCUGGAUGCUAAGCCCAGCAAGGAGAAGAUGGGUGUCAUUCAAGAUGUUCUGGGAGAGGAACAGCGAUUUAAAGCAUUACAGAAGCUCCAAGCAGAGCGUGAUGCCCUUAUUCUGAAGCACAUUCAUUUUGUGUACCACCCAACAAAGGAGACAUGCCCUAGCUGCCCUGCCUGUGUGGACGCUAAGAUUGAGCACUUGAUUAGUUCUCGGUUUAUCCGACCGUCUGACCGGAAUCAGAAAAACUCACUCUCGGACCCCAACAUUGACAGAAUCAACUUAGUGAUCUUGGGCAAGGAUGGCCUCGCACGAGAGUUGGCCAAUGAGAUUCGAGCUCUUUGUACAAAUGAUGACAAGUAUGUAAUAGAUGGUAAAAUGUAUGAGCUCUCCCUUAGGCCAAUCGAAGGGAAUGUCAGGCUUCCUGUGAACUCUUUCCAAACACCAACAUUUCAGCCGCAUGGUUGUCUCUGCCUUUACAAUUCAAAGGAAUCUCUGUCCUAUGUGGUAGAGAGUAUAGAGAAGAGCAGAGAGUCCACCCUUGGCAGGCGAGAUAAUCACUUAGCCCAUCUCCCCUUGACCUUAAUUUUGGUGAACAAGAGAGGAGACACCAGUGGAGAGACCCUGCAUAGCUUAAUACAGCAAGGUCAGCAGAUUGCAAGCAAACUUCAGUGUGUCUUUCUCGACCCUGCUUCUGCUGGCAUUGGUUACGGACGCAAUAUUAAUGAAAAGCAAAUCAGUCAAGUUUUGAAAGGACUCUUGGACUCCAAGCGUAACUUGAACUUGGUCAGUUCUACUGCUAGCAUCAAAGAUCUGGCUGAUGUUGACUUGCGAAUUGUCAUGUGUCUGAUGUGUGGAGAUCCUUUUAGUGCAGAUGACAUACUCUUUCCUGUCCUUCAGUCCCAAACCUGUAAGUCUUCCCACUGCGGAAGCAACAACUCUGUUUUACUUGAACUACCAAUCGGACUACACAAGAAGCGCAUUGAACUGUCAGUUCUUUCGUACCAUUCCUCAUUUAGCAUCAGAAAAAGCCGGUUGGUCCAUGGGUACAUUGUUUUUUAUUCAGCCAAACGUAAGGCCUCCUUGGCUAUGUUACGUGCCUUUCUCUGUGAAGUGCAGGAUAUUAUCCCCAUUCAGCUGGUUGCACUCACUGACGGCGCUGUAGAUGUCCUGGAUAAUGACCUGAGUCGGGAGCAGCUGACUGAGGGGGAGGAGAUUGCUCAAGAAAUUGAUGGAAGGUUCACAAGUAUCCCCUGUAGCCACCCCCAGCAUAAACUUGAGAUUUUCCACCCAUUUUUUAAAGAUGUGGUGGACAAAAAGAACAUAAUUGAGGCUACUCACAUGUACGACAACGCUGCAGAGGCCUGCAGCACCACAGAAGAGGUGUUUAACUCCCCUCGGGCUGGCUCUCCCCUCUGCAACUCAAACCUGCAGGAUUCAGAAGAAGAUAGCGAGCCGCCUUCUUACAGCCUGUUUCGAGAAGACACAUCACUCCCCUCUCUUUCCAAAGACCAUUCUAAGCUCUCCAUGGAACUGGAGGGAAAUGAUGGGCUGUCUUUCUUCAUGAGCAAUUUCGAGAGUAAAUUGAACAACAAAGUACCUCCGCCAGUCAAACCAAAGCCUCCUGUCCAUUUUGAAAUUACAAAGGGGGAUCUGUCUUAUUUAGACCAAGGCCAUAGAGAUGGACAGAGGAAGUCUGUGUCUUCUAGCACCUGGCUACCUCCAGAUGGGUUUGAUCCUUCUGAUUAUGCUGAACCCAUGGAUGCUGUGGUCAAGCCAAGGAAUGAAGAAGAAAACAUAUACUCCGUGCCCCAUGACAGCACCCAAGGCAAAAUCAUCACCAUUCGGAAUAUCAACAAAGCCCAGUCCAAUGGCAGUGGGAAUGGUUCCGAUAGCGAAAUGGACACCAGCUCUCUGGAGCGAGGUCGCAAGGUAUCCAUUGUGAGCAAGCCAGUAUUGUACAGGACGAGAUGCAGCCGCCUGGGGAGGUUUGCUAGUUACCGAACCAGCUUCAGUGUGGGGAGCGAUGAUGAGCUUGGGCCCAUCCGGAAGAAAGAGGAGGAUCAGGCAUCCCAGGGCUAUAAAGGGGACAAUGCCGUCAUUCCGUAUGAGACAGAUGAAGACCCGCGGAGGAGGAAUAUUCUUCGCAGUCUAAGAAGGAACACUAAGAAACCAAAGCCAAAACCCCGGCCAUCCAUCACAAAGGCAACCUGGGAGAGUAACUAUUUUGGGGUGCCCUUAACAACUGUGGUGACUCCAGAGAAGCCGAUUCCUGUUUUUAUUGAGAGAUGUAUUGAAUACAUUGAAGCCACAGGAUUGAGCACAGAAGGCAUCUACCGGGUCAGUGGGAACAAGUCAGAAAUGGAGAGUCUGCAAAGACAGUUUGAUCAAGACCACAACCUGGAUUUGGCAGAGAAGGACUUCACAGUGAACACCGUGGCCGGGGCCAUGAAGAGCUUUUUCUCAGAACUACCAGACCCCCUGGUCCCAUACAACAUGCAGAUGGAUCUGGUGGAGGCACACAAAAUCAACGACCGGGAACAGAAGCUGCAUGCCCUAAAGGAGGUACUCAAGAAAUUUCCAAAGGAAAACCAUGAAGUCUUCAAAUACGUCAUCUCUCACCUGAACAAAGUCAGCCACAACAACAAGGUGAAUCUCAUGACCAGUGAGAACCUGUCCAUCUGCUUCUGGCCCACCUUGAUGAGACCCGACUUCAGCACCAUGGACGCCCUCACGGCCACACGGACCUACCAGACAAUCAUUGAGCUCUUCAUCCAGCAGUGCCCCUUCUUCUUCCACAACCGGCCCAUCAGCGAGCCUCCCGGCGCCACACCCAGCUCCCCCUCUGCCCUGGCUUCCACUGUUCCCUUCCUCACCUCCACACCUGUCGCAAGCCAGCCCUCACCACCCCAGUCGCCACCACCCACCCCCCAGUCCCCGAUGCAGCCACUGCUCCCCUCCCAGCUUCAAGCCGAACACACGCUGUGAGCCCCCAGGGCCCAGGGCAAAAGGAGACAAGGUCUUCUCUCUUUGACGGGGUGGUAUUUGGCCUUGAACAAAACCAGGUCUACUAGGGCAGAGGUGGAGAGGGUGUCCCCUCUCUCUUGUCCCCUUCUGAAGACCUCGGCGGUAGCACCAGCCAGCACUCCACCAUCAGCUAGGCCGUCUGGUGCCCUGAGCCCAGCACUGCACGCCUGGGGCUGGCUGCAGGCCCUCCCCUCUGACGUGGACCUUUCUGAGGACUGAAUUGGCCAGGCAGCGAUGCCUGCGGCCCUUCACUGCGCCCCAGGACCCCCCGCCCCCGAUCUGUCUGUGCAUAACAGCCUCAAGGCGUCUGCCCACUGGACAGAGACCUGGCCUUGGCUGGAGGAGGAAGAGGAAGUUCUGAGAUUCAGGCCGUCCCAGGGCAGAGCCAGCAACCCCUAAAGAGAACACUUGCCGUCUGUUGCACCUGGCUCUUCCCACCUUCCAUAGCUGCACCCCCACGCCCAGUUAAGGGGUGCAGCCUGUCUAGCAGCCUCCUUGGGAACAUGUGGGCCACAGCUCUGCCACCCCAAGGUACCAUGCUGAGGACAUUAGCCCAGCAGACCAGAGCAGAGGGAGGGUAGCUUUGUGCCUGGACUGGGUGAGUGUGUGCAGCUCCCCCUCGCACCCCUUCCCAUUCACAAGCCUUGGGGAUACGGUCCCUUCAAAACAAAGGAACACUGGAAGAAAAAUGGAAAGACCCCCUCCAAUGAUUUUUAAAAAGAAAAGGAAAGAAACUAUAGGAAGGAAACUACAGACCUCAAGAUUCAGCUUUCUUCCCACCUCUGCCAAGAGGCAGACAAGUGAAAAAAUUGGCCCUUUGUGACAGCAAAACAAGGAUGCCCGGGGUGAUUGCCUGAGACCCUGCUGGGGCCCCACUUAAUGUCGGGUUACUAGAGUCUCACCCCAAGAAUACGCAGUUUGAGCCCUUGAUGGGAAGAGCUGGGGAGACCAGCCUGGAUCCUGGUCUGCCUGGGCACCCACUGCAGUGCUGUGGAGACAGGCGUGUGUGCGCGGGGGCCAGCCAUGGGUGCUGGGGUGCAGUUGGGAUGUGGUUUAGUGUGGUUGCUGUUGCAGUGGAGUCAUUUGUAUCGUGGGCUGUAGGGGGUGCUGGCAGGGGUGUUUGUGGGAAGUGGGCAGUGUGGGGGUCCGCAGCGCCACGCAGGGCUGCCCUUCACGUUUCCGGGCCAUCAGGGCCCACAGGAGGUAAAGGUACAAAGGCCAUCAGAGUCGUGAGGAGGGCAUCAUGCCUGCCUGUCACCAUCCUCCUCCCAUGGCCUUCCCCCGCCCUUCCUGGCUUUUCCACUGGCCUUCCUCUGGGAGAGGCCUCCUCAUGCCCCACCUUUGCCCCUCAAACACAGCAACCCUGCUAAGGCUGCUGUAGAUACUGGCUGCCCCUCGCUCCCCGAGGCUGGGCCAUGGCCUCUGCAGUGGAAAAGCCUGACACUAAGGUACCCUGGGCAUGGGGGUGUGGGGUAAGAGCCCCACACGCCCCCUAGUCCUCCAGGGCUCUUUGCACUUUAAGAAGCAGCACCUGUGGCAUGUUCCAGGCUGCCCUGGGUCGCCUCAGCUGGGUGGCCUGACAAAGGAAGAGAUGCCUCCAAACAAUCUCAGCCACUCCCAGCCUCAAACUCUUCUUGUUGGCUGCUGGAGGGUGGCGUAGGCCCUGUGCUCACUGACUUCUUCCUCUGGAUAAGCUGGAUAUCUUAGUGUUUCUGGUUCUUGUACGGCAAAAUAAGGUGCUUGGGAAAAUUAAAGCAACUUUUACCGCGUCUUAAGGACACUACAAGUCAAAAAACAAACCUAAGGUACAUGAAUGUUUUAUGUAAAUGUUAUGAUGGACUCUCUUCUGGUGGGGCUGUGUCUGGUGCUUUAGGUCAGGGCUUGGCUGGAAGGUGAUACUUGUGUUUAGUUUGGACAGAGGGGGCCAGGCCCAGGCUUCUCCAGCCCUGCAGCUCCCCCAGCGCUGAGCCCCAGGCAGGUCAGGAAAUGACUGCAUUGAAUUCGUCUCUGCCUUUUUCUGGGUCCUGCUCACCUACUCCCAGUCAGCCCUUCAAAGUAUGGGGGGGAGGGAAGCCACAGGGGUAGUCUGGGGCCACUGUUCUUUGUGCUGGCACACUGGGCCAUGCUACCACCUAAACCUCUGCUCUGUACCAGGAACUUCACCUUCACAAGCGCCCCCACUCCCCUCAGUCCUUGAGACUGCAUAGAUCUGUAAGCCGUAGGUGAGUUUUCUGGAAGGGGGCAUACAUAGUAAGGGCAAACACAGUGCUUGGCAUCCUUCCCUGGGUCAGAAUAGCAGAGACCAGGCCUCCAGAGGGUAGCCUCUAGUCCCACAGCACCCCCUGCUAGCCGGUCUGGGCAGCUGCAGAAACCCCUUACCCCUGCCCCUGUUGUCCCGCAAGGGCUCUCACAGUGUGCAGGUGGGGACAGGGCUCGUGCCCAGUGAGCCACAGUUGGACAGGUAGCUGUCUGUUUCCUCUGCUAACUCUCUAACUUCUCAUUUUCUGCUUCUCAGGCUGACCCUGGCUGGAGGACGUUUUUCGGUCAUUCUGAGUUGGCAUUGCCUGCAGUAGUAGUACCGGGCCCUGGGCUUCCACUCUGGUUAUUGGGGGGGUGGGGUCAGCUUUUGGACCAAAAGGGCCCUCAGAGGGGACCCAUGAAGGAGUAUGGGCAUGGUUGGGGCAUGCUGACCUUAACUAGAAUGUUCCCCACCGCUCCCAUUCAUCUGACGAGCUAAGCGCUGAAAAGCUCUUUCACAAGUCAUUCUCAUCGGAACUGCACCACACACAGGAUUGAGGGCGUGGCCGGGGGUCAUUAGCAUUGGCCAGGGUGGCUAAACAGUUCAGGGGUGUCAUGGCACUUGUUCCGUGCCCUACACCAAAACAGUUGGAUGCCCAGAAGCUCUCUCCCCAUCCAGUGUGUUCUUUUUACCCCCAGCAGAGUGUAGACACCAAGGACUGGAAGGAAACAACCCUUGAUUUUAAGAAUGAGACUGAUUCUGGAUGUGACACUGAUGCUUCCACAGAGGGAGCUGGUCCAAGGUUAGGCAGCGUGGCUUACGAAUUUUCCUUCAGUUCCUGGCUGUGUUGCAUGUGGGGAGGCCGUCACUUGACAUUUUGGGGAGCAAUGCUGAGUGCUGUUUCCUGGGUUUUCCUACGUUGCACUGCCGCAAUCUUCCUGCUUUAGGCAGGAAGCAUGUUGGGGGUGAGUUUGUUCUAGCAGAGUGUGUUUGUCUUCACCAGGGUAGCCAGAGGGUGACAUCAUAGGAGCAGCACACUAGCCUCACCUCCUUCUGGUCUUGGGGGAGGCCUGAAUGGAUGCCUUCCCCUAGAUCGCAGGUGUUCCAGCCUCAGCCCUGGAACUCGCAGACCAGCCAGCUGCAACCUGUGUGAUCCAAGGUCAUCUGCAUCCGCGAGGGACCCCCCCCCCCCAGUGCUCCCCAGCAUGCUGCUGGGGUUGUCUGCCUAGGGGCUCUGCUCUGCCAGUGGCUGUUUUUCCAAGAGAAGCUUCAGGGACUUGGGUGGGUGCUGGGGACUGGGUUCCCUCACGCCAGCAUCCUCCUGUGCUGUGGGCAUGGUGUGCUCUGGGGCCUGGAGACAGUCCCAGCGCUCACUACCAAGCACCGGUGGCUCUCCAUAGAUGAUGGACAGGAGUUGCUGCCACUCUUGCUUGGCAGGUUCAAGCUGAUCACUCAUGCUUAGGUGAAACAACGACUGAGUCGUGUGUGCUGGAAACCUGAGUCACAUCUGUGGCUGCCAGUGAUUGCACCAGGAAAGGCGUGGCGUGAGGGGAAGGGCCUCCCCCAGCUAUGCCUGCUGUGCUGUCCUGGAAGAGAAGGAUUCUUACCAACUCUGGGAGCAGUCAUUCAACUCCUCAAGGAUCAGAAGCGACUCCCCUCAGCACCCUGCCCCACUGCCCAGCAGCCCUCCCUCAGCAGCAGGCUCCAUCAGCAGUGAUGUCACACUUCAGUGUAGUCAAGACAGGGCCUAAGUUAUUGUUUGCAUAAAAAAGAAUCAUGUUCCCUGUGUACAUUUAAAAAAAAAAGUGAAUUGUAAGAAUAAAACUUGUUUGAAAAUUUGGAAUAGUGCUGCUGCCAGCUUAUUUUUCUGGUACUUGUAUUUUCACAUGUUAAAUGAUCUUUAUAUAUGUUGAAUUAACAAAUAUUUUGAGUUUCUUGAGGGGGGAAAAAGCAUAUUAAUGGUAUUGAAAUGUGUUAGUAGUUUGGCUGUGUGCCCAAAACUCUGUUUUCGCAGCAGAAGUGGAGAACUGUAUGUGAAGAAAGUAUAACCAUUAUUUCUUUGUAUUUUAGGGGCUUUAACCAGGACAUCCUCUAGUUGGUGUUAGGAAUGUUUGCUUAAUUUCCAGACUUUUUUUUUAAAACACAUCGUGAGUUUUUUGAGGCUCCAACCUGACUGAUUAGUGCAUGGUCAGCCAUCAACUAAGGCUGAGGCAUCUCUGACUGAGGUGUUUUUGUUUGGUUUUGUUUUUUAAAAUCAUGUAUUUGCUACAAAGUAUUGUACUUGUCUCAAUGGGAAUGGUGUAAAAAACUGAAAAGGCCUUAUGUGAUAUGUAUCAUAGUUAAUAAACCAAUCUUGUAAAAAACCAAA